CGAUAUAUUAAUUAACUAAUAUGGCGCUGCGCGAGAAACGCCGUCUUUGCAAGUUUGUAUCAGAAUGGACGAGGCGUAGUGAAUUUUCGCCGUGGCUUGUGUCAGUGAACAACGAUAAACAUAAGGCGUGCUGUUUAUUGUGCAAGAAAAUAUUUCCAGUUAGUCAUGGUGGUCUGCACGAUGUGAAAACGCAUGCUAAAAGUAAAAGACAUAUUUGUCUAUUACAACAGCAAGAAAAUAGAGCAACAUCGUCAACGGGGCAGGUUUGGCCUACGCUAGGAGAUUUCCAUUACCCCAACCCUUCGAUUUCAAAACACGGCGAGAAUUUGGUUCAUGAAGAUAGCAGUAGGGAAGGUCUAUUAGACGGAGAAUCAUCCAAUUUACUUAGAGAAGCCACCAAGAAUUCGGAAAGCAGUGAUUCAGAAGACUUAGAGGCGGCCGAGAGUGUUGCAGACUCAAUGCAUCCCAUUGCCAUGGCAUCCCCGGGCAAGAUGGAAACCCCACAGCAGUACUGUCUGCGGUGGAAAUAUCAUCAUUCCAACCUGCAGGUCAUGUUCUCACAGUUGCUGGAGCGGGAGAGCUUCUGUGAUGUUACACUUGCGUGUGAGGGGAAAACACUCCGUGCACAUAAGAUGAUGUUGUCUGCAUGCAGCACCUAUUUUGACUCUAUAUUUUCCCAACAUGAAGAAAACAAUCCUAUUGUGAUCUUAAAAGACGUACGUUUCGCUGAUAUUAAAGCUUUGGUGGAGUUCAUGUAUAAAGGAGAGAUAAAUGUUGAAAAUUCUCACUUGUCAUCCCUUUUAAAGACGGCAGAAGAACUGAGGAUAAAGGGUCUAGCGGAAGUGUCAUGGCGAUCAGAGGGGGAGGGUAGCUGGCGCAGUGUAGAGGGAGGGAAGAACAUGGAGAGGGGAGGAGGGGGAGGAGGAGUAGGGGGAGGGGAACAGCAGUGGAGGGGAGGUGAACGCUGGGCAAGUGAUCACAACACUAGAGCUCCACAGUUUGUUGAUACUAAUGAAGAUGUAGACUCAGAUCCAGAACCACCCCCGCCCAAGAAAAUGAAGCCUCCACCUGCUCUUCUGCCCCACCACUCUCUACCACUUCCUGUCGCCGAACACUUCAGCCCCAAAGUGACCAGUGUCUCUGGGGCCGUUGGCUCCAAAGAAGAAUUCACUGAACAGAGAGAAAAUGUGCCAGAGCCUGAAGUAACAAUGUGGGAACCCGAGGCGGCAGCGGACGAUUAUGAAGACGAAAGUGAGACUCCACCAAAGACUCCCGUGAGCUCCGGCUAUAACACUCCAAUCUCAACAAUCCAGCAGCCACAACCCACCUCCAACCCUGACGAAGAUCGGCCUGUCAACCCCUUCAGUGAAUCUCACCUUGCACCGGCAGACAUGACUCAGUACCAAGAUGUUGUAAAAAUGAAUGACUAUUUGGCAAAUGGUGGACGUCGACCUCAGUUUUGGGACGAGAUUUUCACUAAGCGAGUAAUGGAAGGAAUAAAGAACAAAGAGCUGGAAAUGAAAGUGGCAGCUGAAAUAUUGGGGGUGUCAUAUGGCACUUUGUAUGGACGAUACCGUGAUGCAUAUGGUUGCCUUAAACAUCCUUACAGAGUGCGAGACUUCUGGUUGGAGCAAGGCCCUGCAGAGGUGUUGUCCAAGCUGCAACGCAAAGAGCUCACGCUGUUCCGAGCCGCAGAGAUGCUGAAUGUGACUGUGACCACUCUGGCCAAUUACCUGUCGACCCUACGACAAGGCGACGGUGCGUCAUCAGACGGCGAGGAGGAGGAAGAGUCAGAGAGCGACCGACUGGCCUCAGCACGACAAGCUCUCAGCAACAAUCCCGACAUAACAAUUGUUAAGCGGGAACGUGAUGCUCCCAGCUUAAACGGCAACAAAUGAGUAACAGCUCAGUCGAACACUAGCUGUAAUGAGAAGUUGUAUGGAGCUCUUCAGGCACAGUGUGGAGGUGAAGCUAUGACUCCGAACACAAAACAUUACCUUCCCAGCUCCUCAGGCCUAGAAGAUUACAGUUACUUGUGAUGGAAACAGGUGGAAAGUAAAUAAACUGUGUGCCUUUAAAUACAGAUUUCUACAAGACAUAUUUUCUGAGUCAAAUGGUUAUUUUUCUGAAACCAAACAAAAAUAAAGGAUUCCAAAUGAAGCCUUCCUUGAGAUGCCUUCCGGAUGCACCCAAACAGUCUAUUGCCUGCUACCAUUGCUCUGCUCUGCACACUUUUAUGAUGUCUCUGUAGUAAUAAAAUAGAACUCAGAAUUUCAGUAUCGUUUUCAAAAAUAAACUGGAUGCGAAUCUCUUUAACAUAACCUAAAUAUUGUCAAUGUUAUUCAGUAACAUGCUGGUGACCAGUCCUGAGUAAUUGACUAACAAAUUAGCACUUUACAUAAAAAAAAAGAAACAAUACACAACGUACCACAGGC
This is a messenger RNA of Homalodisca vitripennis (glassy-winged sharpshooter), 2435 nucleotides long. Its product is annotated as protein bric-a-brac 1. Gene Ontology annotation, molecular function: protein binding. The record is from RefSeq and is a predicted model, not a curated record. The transcript is spliced from 9 exons. NCBI's taxonomy places the organism in Eukaryota, Metazoa, Arthropoda, Insecta, Hemiptera, Cicadellidae. Gene Ontology annotation, biological process: regulation of transcription by RNA polymerase II. Gene Ontology annotation, cellular component: nucleus. Bases 21 to 1898 code for a protein of 625 amino acids.